AUGGCCUACGAGAAUGAGGCGCUCGUCAUUGCCGCAAUUGCUGCGAGAACGAAAGAGGAGAUCGAGGAGACGCUUGACUGCGGUUUAGUGAAGGGACACGCCUAUGCGGUCACUGAUGUACGCUUUAUUGAGCUGAAUGCAAAAGAGAAAUCGAUCAGCUCAUUCCUCUUGGGCAGCAUGGAGAAACAGCGGAUGAUCCGUUUGCAGAAUCCGUGGGGAGAAAAGGAAUGGAAUGGACCGUGGAGUGACGGGAGUCCCGAAUGGGAACAGGUGACGGAUUCCACAAAGAAAUCCCUUGGCAUCACCGUUGAUGAGGAUGGAGAAUUCUGGAUGCCGUGGGAGUCUUUCACGCAAUAUUUCACCGACAUUUCCGUGUGUCAAUUGUUCAACACAUCCGUGUUUUCUUUAGCCAAGAGUUACGAUGAGAAGAUUUUCUUCGGCCAUUGGUCGUCGAAUGGUGCUCGUAGUGGUGCACCCGGUGAUCUCGCCGGGGGAUGUCUCAAUUUUCCCGCUUCUUUUUGCUCGAAUCCACAGUACGUCUUUGAUGUGAAUGAUGAGAAAAACGAGGUGAUGUUCGCGUUAACGCAACGAGAAGUUGGUGAAGGGAAAAAGAGAAGGGAACCAUUUGUUUGUAUUGGAAUGCAUAUUAUGAGAGUCGAAAGGAAUCGAGUCACAAGGGUGCAUCAGCCAACCGAACCAGUGGAAGCGUCCGACUAUGCGAAUGCUCGAUCGGUGUUCCUCCAUUUAAUCGAUGUGCGGCCUGGCCGAUACAUCAUUUUACCCACCACCUACGCUCCACGAGAACAAGCGACUUAUAUGUUAAGGGCCUACUCCUCUGAAAAAUUGCACAUGAAAGAGUUGAAGCGACAAGCGCCGUCAGUCGGUUGGUGCUGGCAAUCGGCGAGUCAUGUCACGAGGGUGCAUAUCGUUGAUGCGAGUCUUCCAGGGACUUCAGGCGAUUUCUAUUGUAUGCUCGAUGACGGGAAAAGUCAGCUGAGAACGCGAACGAUGCGCGAAUCGACCUCACCCAAAUGGGAUGAACAAUUCCUAUUUUUCAAGAGAUCUGCUCGGCAAAAGUACGCGGUCGAGGUGUGGGAGGACAGGAAAAUCGGGAGGGAUCGAUUAGUGGGAAGAGUCGAUAUUAUAGCACUGACAGAUAAUGACAGCCGAGAAGAGGUGAAAGAGUUCGGCGAGGGGAAAAUCCGAGUGAAAAUCGCCGCCUACGACGAUCCGCUCUAUCUG
Molecule: messenger RNA, 1242 nt
Organism: Mesorhabditis belari
Lineage: Eukaryota; Metazoa; Nematoda; Chromadorea; Rhabditida; Rhabditidae
Source: the annotation of a GenBank genome assembly